This is a messenger RNA of Erpetoichthys calabaricus (reedfish), 789 nucleotides long. RefSeq lists its product as uncharacterized. Bases 1 to 789 code for a protein of 262 amino acids. The transcript has a single exon. NCBI's taxonomy places the organism in Eukaryota, Metazoa, Chordata, Cladistia, Polypteriformes, Polypteridae. The record is from RefSeq and is a predicted model, not a curated record.
AUGAAAGCCCAGAUUGUAUUAGAAGAAUAUGCACUGCCAAGGUUUCACAAGGCAAGGCCUGUGCCAUAUGCCCUAUGCCCCAAAGUAGAAGCAGAAUUGCAAAGACUAGAAAGGGAAGGCAUACUGACAAAAGUGGAAUGGUCUGAAUGGGCGACACCAAUUGUGCCAGUCGUAAAAGGUGAUGGCACUGUGCGCAUAUGUGGUGACUUUAAGGUGACAGUGAACCCAGUGUUAAAAACUGAACAAUAUCCCUUACCACGUAUAGAUGAUAUAUUUGCAUCUCUGGGCAGAGGAGAAAAGUUUUCAAAAAUUGACCUUGCACAAGCAUACCUACAAAUGGAAGUGAAGGACUCCUCCAAAAAGUAUUUGACUAAUAACACUACUAAAGGCCUGUACCAGUAUAACCGUUUGGUUUUUGGAGUUGCUUCAGUACCAGCCAUAUGGCAGAAGGCCAUAGAACAAGUCUUACAGGGCAUUCCUGGCACUCAGUGCUACCUUGAUGACAUUCUUGUUACAGGAGCUGAUGACAGAGAGCAUCUAGAGAAUCUAGGAAAAGUCCUGAACAGACGAGCAGACUUUGGCUUGAGAGUAAACAAAAAUAAGUGUGAAUUUUUCAAAAAUUCCAUUGAGUAUUGUGGACACCAAAUUGAUAAAGAAGGCUUACAUAAAUGUAAAAACAAAAUUGAAGCCGUCCUGAAAGCACCGAAAUAUCAAAAUGUACCUCAAUUGCGGUCAUUUUUGGGACUGGUUAAUUAUUAUCAUGAGAGAGAAAAAUCAUUACCUGUAUAA